Messenger RNA from Nematolebias whitei (Rio pearlfish), 5848 nucleotides. RefSeq names its product ADP-ribosylation factor guanine nucleotide-exchange factor 2 (brefeldin A-inhibited) (gene arfgef2). The transcript is spliced from 39 exons. The record is from RefSeq and is a predicted model, not a curated record. Gene Ontology annotation, molecular function: guanyl-nucleotide exchange factor activity. Gene Ontology annotation, biological process: regulation of ARF protein signal transduction. NCBI's taxonomy places the organism in Eukaryota, Metazoa, Chordata, Actinopteri, Cyprinodontiformes, Rivulidae. The coding region runs from base 148 to 5640 and encodes 1830 amino acids.
UGACACGUGACGUGUAACCAACAUGGUGGCGCUGAGUUGAGGCUGGACGGGCAGCUUGGCUUUCGUUAGCUUCGCUCGUCACCUGCUCUUAGGCAGGGCCAGGCCGGUGAUGACGGCCUGAGAGCGCAUCGGUCACACGGUCGAGAGAUGCAGGAACAGCAACACAAGCCGCCACCGCAGCAGCAGCAGCACGCGCAGUCAGAAAACAGCAGGACCAAGAGCAUGUUUCUGUCCAGGGCGCUGGAGAAAAUCCUCUCUGACAAGGAGGUGAAGAGGAGCCAGCACUCCCAGCUGCGCAAAGCCUGUCAGGUGGCGCUCGAUGAGAUCAAGGACGAACUGGAAAAACAGAAGGAUGGUUCAGUGGUCCCACCCAAAGCAAACUACAUCGAGGCGGACAAAUAUGUGCUGCCCUUCGAGCUCGCCUGUCAAUCAAAGUCACCCCGGAUAGUCAGCACCUCCUUGGACUGUCUGCAGAAGCUGAUUGCGUACGGUCACAUCACGGGCAACGCCCCGGAUAGUAAAACCCCGGGGAAGAGACUGAUCGACCGGCUGGUGGAAACCGUCUGCAACUGCUUCCAGGGUCCGCAAACCGACGAGGGCGUCCAGCUACAGAUCAUCAAGGCCCUGCUCACGACCGUGACGUCCCCACACAUCGAGAUCCACGAGGGCACGGUGCUCCUCACCGUCAGGACCUGCUACAACAUCUAUCUGGCCAGCCGUAACCUGAUCAACCAGACCACGGCCAAGGCCACGCUCACGCAGAUGCUCAAUGUGAUCUUCGCACGAAUGGAGAACCAGGCCGCCCUGGAGGCUGAGGAGCAGGAGAAGGAGCGUCUGUCUCUGCCUCAGCAGAACCCGUCCCCGGUCCCGGGCAGCCGGAGGUCCGGCUCCCCCAGGUCUGACCGGACUCCUACCCCUGAGCCUCAGAGCUCGCCGUCCCCUGGAGACAGUAACUCGGACGUGGUCGCCACCCGCUCCACGCCCCCACCGCCAGCUUCUGACCAAGACACGCCAUCAGUCAACGGAGAACCUGGCGGUGGCGGAUCAGAACAGCUCACACCAUCGAGAGAUUCAAUUUUUGAAGAUGAAGGUGUCGAGGUGCCUCCUACAGCAGAUCAAGAAGACAAACCAGGGGAUAACUCGGACCCAACAGAACCUGCAGCACAGGAAGGAGAGCAUCAUUCUAGAGAAAUGAACCACGAAACAGGCGGAGAACAUGUAGAUCCUCCUGUUCCUGAGCAGACGGAGGUGGUUCCCCACAGAGUCCGAACAGAGGCUCAGCAGAUGAACGGCAUCAUCGAGGACCGCUCCUCCAUUUCCUCCACAGACAUUCUGGAUGCUGACGGACUGCAGGGACCCCACAGCGCAGCUCGCUUCUCUCACAUCCUGCAGAAAGAUGCCUUCCUGGUGUUCCGCUCCCUGUGCAAACUCUCGAUGAAGCCUCUUGCUGAUGGACCUCCAGACCCCAAGUCUCAUGAGCUGAGGUCAAAGGUCAUCUCCCUGCAGCUGCUGCUGUCCGUGCUGCAGGGUGCAGGGCCUGUGUUUCGCACCCACGAGAUGUUUGUGAACGCCAUCAAACAGUAUCUGUGCGUGGCACUGUCAAAGAAUGGCGUCUCCUCUGUCCCCGAGGUCUUCGAGCUCUCUCUCGCCAUCUUCCUCACCCUCCUGUCCCACUUCAAAGUCCACCUGAAGAUGCAGAUUGAGGUGUUUUUCCGGGAGAUUUUUUUGACCAUUUUGGAGACGUCCACAAGCUCUUUUGAGCACAAGUGGAUGGUCAUUCAGACUCUAACACGCAUCUGUGCAGAUGCCCAGUGUGUGGUUGAUAUCUACGUAAACUAUGACUGUGACUUGAAUGCUGCUAACAUCUUUGAGCGUCUUGUCAACGACUUGUCCAAGAUUGCUCAAGGCAGGAGUGGUCAGGAGCUCGGGAUGACUCCUCUGCAGGAGCUGAGUUUACGUAAAAAAGGCUUGGAGUGUCUCGUGUCCAUCCUCAAAUGUAUGGUGGAGUGGAGCAAAGACAUGUACGUGAAUCCAAACCUUCAAGCUAACCUUGGUCAGGAACAUCCGUCUGACUGUGAGGGAGGAGAGCUGAAGCUCCCGGAGCAGAUGUCAGGGCGUCGAGACAGCAUCAGCUCGCUGGACUCUUCCUAUUCCAGCGUCCCCGCCUCCCACGCCGAUCACCCGGAGCAGUACGAGGUUAUCAAACAACAGAAGGAGAUCAUCGAGCAGGGCAUCGAUCUAUUCAACAAGAAGCCGAAGCGUGGUGUACAGUACCUGCAGGACCAGUGCAUGCUGGGAUCCACGCCUGAGGACAUCGCUCAGUUCUUACACCAGGAGGACCGACUGGACACGACGCAGGUUGGGGAGUUUCUUGGUGAGAAUAACAAGUUCAACAAAGAGGUGAUGUACUGCUACGUGGACCAGCUGGACUUCUGCGGCCGGGACUUUGUUUCUGCUCUGAGGACGUUCUUGGAAGGCUUCAGGCUGCCGGGGGAGGCCCAGAAGAUUGAUCGGCUGAUGGAGAAGUUCGCUGCUCGGUACCUAGAAUGCAAUCAGGGACAGACCUUGUUUGCCAGCGCGGACACUGCAUACGUGUUGGCAUACUCCAUCAUCAUGCUCACCACAGACCUGCACAGUCCUCAGGUGAAAAACAAAAUGACAAAAGAGCAGUACAUCAAAAUGAACCGAGGCAUUAACGACAGCAAAGAUCUGCCUGAGGAAUAUCUCUCGUCGAUAUACGACGAAAUCGCAGGCAAGAAGAUCGCCAUGAAGGAAAGCAAAGAGUUUUCCAUCACCCCGAAGUCCAACAAGCAGAAUGUGGCCAGUGAGAAGCAGCGCCGUCUGUUGUACAACAUGGAGAUGGAGCAGAUGGCGAAGACCGCCAAAGCUCUGAUGGAGGCCGUCAGUCACGCUCAGUCACCGUUCUUUAGUGCUACACACCUGGAACACGUCAGGCCCAUGUUUAAGCUUGCAUGGACCCCUUUACUGGCAGCCUUCAGUGUAGGUCUGCAGGAUUGUGACGACCCAGAGGUGGCCUCGCUGUGUCUGGAAGGCAUUCGAUGCGCCAUCAGGAUCGCCUGCAUCUUCAGCAUGCAGUUGGAGAGAGAUGCGUACGUUCAAGCCUUAGCCAGAUUCACACUGCUGACAGCCAGUUCCAGCAUCACAGAGAUGAAGCAGAAGAACAUUGACACCAUUAAGACCCUGAUCACCGUGGCCCAUACUGAUGGAAACUACCUGGGGAACUCCUGGCAUGAGAUCUUAAGGUGUAUUAGCCAGCUGGAACUUGCCCAGCUGAUUGGCACAGGGGUGAAGACGCGCUACAUCUCAGGGGUGGUUCGGGACAGGGAGGCCACCAUCAGGGGCUUACCUCCUGGUACUGAGGAGUUUAUGCCCCUGGGUCUGGGAAACCUGGUUGGAAAUCAGGACAAGAGACAGAUGGCUCACAUUCAGGAGUCCGUAGGAGAGACCAGCUCUCAGAGUGUGGUGGUGGCUGUUGAUAGGAUCUUCACUGGUUCCACAAGACUAGACGGAAAUGCUAUUGUGGACUUUGUCAGAUGGUUGUGCGCGGUGUCCAUGGACGAGCUGGCCUCGGCGCACCAGCCGAGGAUGUUCAGUCUGCAGAAGAUCGUGGAAAUAUCCUACUACAACAUGAACCGCAUCAGGCUGCAGUGGUCUCGAAUUUGGCAGGUUAUAGGAGAUCACUUCAACAAGGUGGGCUGUAACCCCAACGAGGAUGUUGCCAUCUUUGCUGUGGACUCACUGAGGCAACUUUCCAUGAAGUUCUUGGAGAAAGGAGAACUGGCCAACUUCCGCUUCCAGAAAGACUUUCUCAGGCCUUUUGAGCACAUCAUGAAAAAGAACAGGUCCCCCACCAUCAGAGACAUGGUGAUCAGGUGUGUGGCUCAGAUGGUGAACUCCCAGGCGGCCAACAUCCGUUCUGGUUGGAAGAACAUCUUCUCUGUGUUUCACCAGGCUGCUUCUGACCACGAUGAGACCAUAGUGGAGCUGGCUUUCCAAACGACCGGGUACAUCGUCUUGAACACCUUCCAGGAGCACUUUGCCGCUGCCAUCGAUUCUUUUCAGGAUGCUGUCAAGUGUUUGUCAGAGUUUGUGUGCAACGCAGCUUUUCCUGACACCAGCAUGGAGGCCAUCAGGCUCAUCCGACACUGUGCUAAAUACGUCUCCGAGAGGCCACAGGCCCUGAGGGAAUACACCAGUGACGACAUGAACGUUGCUCCCGGGGAUCGGGUCUGGGUCCGAGGCUGGUUUCCCAUCCUGUUUGAGCUCUCGUGCAUCAUCAACCGCUGCAAGCUAGACGUUCGAACCAGAGGUCUCACAGUCAUGUUCGAAAUCAUGAAAAGUUACGGCCGCACUUUUGAGAAGCACUGGUGGCACGACCUCUUCAGGAUAGUUUUCCGCAUCUUUGACAACAUGAAGCUUCCAGAACAGCAGACCGAGAAAACCGAGUGGAUGACGACGACGUGCAACCACGCUCUGUACGCCAUCUGUGACGUGUUUACACAGUUUUACGAGCCCCUCAGUGAAAUCCUGCUGGAAGAUAUUUUCACACAGCUGCAGUGGUGCGUCAAGCAAGAUAACGAACAGUUGGCUCGGUCGGGGACCAACUGCCUGGAGAACUUGGUGAUUCUGAACGGGGAGAAGUUCAGCCCAGAGGUCUGGGACGUCACCUGCUCCUGCAUGCUGCAGAUCUUCCAAAACACCAGCCCUCACGUCUUGUUGACUUGGCGACCGGCUGGACAGGAUGAGGAAGCUGGUGACAGCAAGCACUUUGACGCUGAUUUUGACAGUCAGUCCCAGAGCAGCUUUGACAGAGCUCUGUCUGAGAGAGGACACAGCCAAAUGUCCAGCGACGACACCUGGAGGGGCAAAUCCAAUGCUAGAGUUUCAGACCAGAGGCUGUUUGCGGGGCUCCUGAUUAAAUGUGUGGUGCAGCUUGAGCUCAUCCAGACGGUGGACAACAUCGUCUUCUUCCCCGCGACCAGCAAGAAGGAGGACGCUGACAACAUGGCUGCCGCACAGCGCGAUGCUCUGGAGGAGUCGGAGGCCGAGGGAGACGAGUCUGUGAAAGAUCAGGGCAUGUACCCCCACAUGACGUCAGCACACCUCUUCAAGCUGCUGGACUGUCUGCUGGAGUCGCACAACUUCGCCAAAGACUUCAACUCCAACAACGAACAGAGGACGGCUCUCUGGAGAGCAGGAUUUAAGGGCAAAUCUAAACCCAACUUGUUGAAGCAGGAAACCAGCAGUCUUGCCUGCAGCCUGAGGAUCCUGUUCAGGAUGUACUCUGACCCGAAGCUGCAGGACUCGUGGCCCGACAUUCAAACACGCCUGCUGCUAGUGUGUACCGAAGCUCUGAGCUACUUCAUCAGCCUGACCUCGGAGAGCCACCGAGAGGCUUGGAACAUGCUGCUGAUGCUGCUGCUCACCAGGACGCUUCGGCUGCCGGACGACAAGUUCAGGCCCCAUGCUUCCUGCUACUACCCCCACCUGUGCGAAAUGAUGCAGUUCGACUUGAUCCCGGAGCUGCGAGCCGUCCUCAGGCGCUUCUUCCUGCGCAUCGGCUCCGUCUUCCACAUCGCAGCUCCCGACGGAGGCCCCACCCGGACUCCCGUCUCCUAGUGGGCGUUGAAGCGGGGACAUGUGGACACGUAGAGGAUGAGAAGAUCCAACUUGGACUCGAUACUUGAGGAACUUUCCUCCCCUGUUACUGGAUCUGAUUACAGAAGGGGUUACGAAAAGACUGUAGCUGUUUUUGUCUCUGUUCAGGACUCUGCGUUACUCUCCCUCCUCUCCGUUUGUUUUUUCAUCGCUGGGAUGAACAGCACUG